AGUCCUUCUACCAGGAGCCCAGUGGGUCCCAGCCACCGGGAACAGUCAGCGUGUUCCAGGAUUAACAACCUCCUCCUGUCCUUGGCAGAGACAAAUAAACCCCAGUAGCCUAAGUGUGGCUGUGGAGCAGUGAAAGACUCGGCUCCAGCCACCAUCGGGUUAAUGGAUCUGGCAUAACUAGGAAGCAAUGAGGGUCGGGUAUCCAAACCCCCAACUCCAAGCCCGGAGGCUGGGCUAUUCUGGGUCUAUGAAUACAUAUGCCUAUUUAUACCGCUGGGGUGGCCAGCUGCCUUCUGCUGCAGAGAAAUCCGCAGAGCUGCUGCCGCUGCCACUACCGAGCUGGGCUGACUGCAAUGUCCCGACAGCAACCGGAGCCUGGAAGGGGAAUUUGGCGACAAGCGAGAAGCCCCUGAAGAAGGCAGGCAAUCCCGAUGGGAUUUAGAGUCCCUUAGAUACCGGUAGGAUGAAACAGACUGACUGAUAUCCCCCAGGAGGUGAGGCUGGCGUCCUCAGGUUGGAGGGAUGGGGAGUACCAUGGACCCCCCAGGGGGUCCCUACCUGAACCUGGGAGCUGUGACUUCCCCAGUGGGCACCACCCGCCUGCUGCAGCUGGCAUUUGGCUGUACCACCUUCAGCCUCGUGGCACACCGGGGCGGCUUCGACGCCGCCUAUGGGACCUUCUGCAUGUCAGCCUGGUGUUUCUGCUUUGCCCUCACUGGUCUGGUGGUGGCCUUUGAGUUCACCCGACUCCAUGGCUGCCUGCAUCUCUCCUGGGGCAACUUCACCGCGGCCUUCGCCAUGCUGGCCACCCUUCUGUCUGCCACGGCCGCCAUUGUCUACCCCCUCUAUUUUACCAGGCUGGAGUGCCCCCCGGAGCCAGAAGGCUGCACCGCCCGAGACUUCCGCCUGGCCGCCAGUGUCUUUGCAACUUUAGUCUUUGUCACUUAUGCCACCGAAGUAGUCUUGACGAGGGCUCGGCCGGGCCAGGUCACCAGCUACAUGGCCACGGUGUCUGGCUUGCUGAAAAUCGUCCAGGCUUUUGUGGCCUGCAUCAUCUUUGGGGCCCUGGUCCACGACAGCCGCUAUGGGCGCUUUGUGGCCACUCAGUGGUGCGUGGGAGUGUACAGCGUGUGCUUUAUAGGCACUGUGGUGGUGGUCGGCCUGAGCGUGACCGGCCGGGCCGGGACCCUGGGCUUCCCUUUUGACCGAAUAGUGGUCGUGUACACAUUUCUAGCUGUGCUGCUUUACCUGAGUGCAGCUGUGAUCUGGCCUGUCUUCUGCUUUGACCCCAAGUAUGGGACUCCCUCAAGGCCCUCAGGAUGUCCUCAAGGAAGCUGUCCUUGGGAUAGCCAGCUGGUGGUGGCCAUCUUCACUUAUGUCAACUUUCUCUUUUAUGUUGCUGACCUGGCCUACUCGCAGAGGAUCCGCUUUGUGCCCAGUUUGUAGGACCAAGAGAGCGAAUGCCAUCUUCUGCCCACCUACCCACAGACACGAACACAUUCUCCAUUCUGGGCUUCCCUCUUCUCUCUUUAGAUCUACCGGAGGGAAAGAAAAAGUGUGUGGGGAAGGGAGAGCAGAGGGAGCAUGUCUGAGGAGGAGCUGCUGAGCCGCAGGGAGGACAGCAGACUUAGAGAAGAAAGGAGAUUGACAUUGGGAAGACCACAAUCAAAGAAUGGUUUAGGGAGAAAAGUCCAUGUGAAGUGUUUAGUAACCCAGGGAAAGGUGUGAUUCUAAAUGGGGAGGAAAGAGCCUUAUAUUGUCUAGCCAGAACAGGAAAAUUUGCCUAAAACCCAUUUGCCUCAAAAUUAUUUGCCUUAUGGUAUGAGCUCAGUAGAUGAGUAUAUAUAUAUAUAUAUAUAUAUAUAUAUAUAUAUAUAU
Messenger RNA from Sarcophilus harrisii (Tasmanian devil), 1878 nucleotides. It is a transcript of the gene MYADML2, whose product is annotated as myeloid associated differentiation marker like 2. The record is from RefSeq and is a predicted model, not a curated record. Bases 523 to 1446 code for a protein of 307 amino acids. The transcript has a single exon. Gene Ontology annotation, cellular component: membrane. Lineage: Eukaryota; Metazoa; Chordata; Mammalia; Dasyuromorphia; Dasyuridae.